AUCACUCUCCCAACAAACAGCAGCACGAAGCCAGUGAUUCACAUCGAAUAUCAAUUUAUCGUCCCAAACAAUCAGCACAAUGUCAAGUGUCCAGGAAGGAACUUUGCCAACGAUCAAUUACCUGAAGGGACUCUUAGGUGAUAGCUGGGAUAUCAAGUCCGACAAUGACCCGCCAUACAUCCAACUCGUCGCUUCAAAGGGGACCACGGUCGCAUUCCACAUUACGAUGAUCUGGGGAGAUGGAAACGUCGAAGAAGCAAUACAUCUCUGUGGCCAAGAAGUUCUUCAUAAGAGCACAAGGAAUGAUGUUGAACUCUUCUUCGCUGUUUAUCACGCUACACGAACAGAGGUGCAUUUAUACAAAAUAGACCCAAGGACACAGCAGGCCACGAAAUUGGAAAGUGGUACGGUACAAGCGAAAGCAGAUCAGGUGAAACGCUACGCUGAGGCAAACUAUAACGUUCUGGCAGUCCCACCCGGGCAAUGGAUCUGGAGCGUGGAAUACGGGAGGUAUUAUCGAUAUGUCACAGUCGAAGGGAGACAGCAGGUUGAAUUCGGCCCGGUGCCGCAGCAGCAGUAGCAGUAAGGCGUAGGGACUCAGUCGAUUGUGUUGCACGCCAACAUGGUUAUCCCUAUACUCUUUCAUUCCUUACAUAUACAUAGCUCCAUUCGUUCAUAGCUAUUAUAUCAACUCAGUCCU
This is a messenger RNA of Pyrenophora tritici-repentis Pt-1C-BFP, 700 nucleotides long. The record is from RefSeq and is a predicted model, not a curated record. Lineage: Eukaryota; Fungi; Ascomycota; Dothideomycetes; Pleosporales; Pleosporaceae.